GCAAACAUAAAUAAAAGUAUACUUCUUUCGUUGAGUACUUUGAAGCUUAUAAAAUAUUAUAUGGUGAAUUAAAUGUUGUAACAUGUACAUAAAGUCUAUUAUUUUGGAAGGAUUUAAAUCCUACGGACACCGAACGGAAAUAUCGGGAUUCGACCCUUCGUUUAACGCGAUCACCGGUUUAAAUGGAAGCGGUAAAUCAAAUAUUCUAGAUGCGAUAUGCUUCCUACUCGGCAUCACCAAUUUGGCUCACGUAAGAGCUCACAGCCUUCAAGAAUUAAUUUUCAAAAGCGGCCAGGCAGGAAUACACAAGGCCACAGUCUCUAUCGCAUUCGAUAACACAAAUCCUGCACAAUGUCCGCCUGGCUUCGAGGAUUUUAACGAAAUUGUUGUAACAAGACAGAUUGUAAUGGGCGGGAAAAAUAAGUACAUGAUAAACGGUACGAACGUACCCAAUAAGAAAGUUCAGGAUCUGUUUUGUGCUGUACAACUGAACGUAAAUAACCCUCAUUUUUUAAUUAUGCAAGGAAAAGUUACCAAAGUUUUGAAUAUGAAACCACCAGAAAUUUUAGGUAUGGUUGAAGAAGCUGCUGGCACUAGAAUGUUUGAAAUUAAAAGGCAGGCUGCAAUAAGGUUAAUUGAAAAGAAAGAUGCCAAAUUAUUGGAAUUAGAUAAUAUCUUAAAAGAAGAAGUAUCACCAAAACUUGAAAAAUUACGUGAAGAAAGAUCGCAAUACUUAGAAUACAAAAGAGUCGAAAGAGAACUGGAGCAUAUGUUAGCAUUGUUUAUAAUAUGGAAAUACUUCUCUACAAAGAGGGCAGGUAUCAAGGUGAACGAAAAUCUAAGUAUUGAAAACGAGAAAAAGGAAGAAAUCGAAAGAUUAAUUAUAGAAAAUGAGGCGGCCAUUCGUGCUAUUGAACAAGCAGUGGCAGAGUAUCAUGCAUCUGGUAAAAAUGAAAUAUCUGACAAACUGAAACAACUUAACACCGAAUAUGAUUCACAGACAAAAAUGUUUACCAAAUCGGAAGUUACUGUGAAAGAUAUUCUAAAUAAUAUUAAGAUGGAAAAGAAUAAAAUAAAACAAUUAGAAAAGAGUAUUCAACAAGAUUCAAAUAGCCUCGAGGUGAAACAACAAGAAAAGGACAAUUUACAGUCGGUAUUUGAAACUCUUAAAGAGAACUACACCCGCGAUACUGAAGCAUAUCUUCUUUCACAGCGCAAAUUUGAAGCCCUGUCCUCCGGUAUGGAGAUAAAUGAUGCUGGAGAGGCAGAGACUUUACAGGAGCAGCUUAUUAAUGCAAAACAAGCGGCUGCGCAGGCCAGCACUGAGAGUAAGCAGGCGCAGAUGCAGCUAACGUUUUGCCAAAAUGAAGUUGCUAAGAAAGAGAAGGUUCUUUCUUCUACUACCCAGGAUCAUAACAACGAUCAGGUUGUUCUGCAACAAAUGCAAAAAGAAGUGGAGGCACUAGAACAGCAAAAGUCGAAAAUAAAUUUUGACCCUAGUAAAAUGCAGCAACUGUCUGACAACAGGCGUAUGCUUCAUCAAAAAUGCAAGCAAUUGAAAGAUCGCGUCGAGAACUUCGAGGAUCAGUAUCCUCACACUCGUUUUAACUAUAGUCUCCCUGAUAGAAACUUUAAUAAAGAUUUAGUAAGUGGAGUAGUAUGCAAUCUGUUUCGAUGCAGAGAAUCCAUUCAUACAACUGCACUUGAGACCGUCGCAGGAGGAAGGUUGUUCAACGUGGUGGUAAACGACGACCAAACAAGUAGAGCCCUUCUCCAACGCGGCCAACUAAAAUCGCGCACUACUUUCAUUCCAUUAAAUAAAAUCCAGGGAAAGAAGAUGAAUCAUCGUAUUGUUGAACUGGCUCAAGACCUAGUGGGCCGUGAAAACUGUCAGCCGGCAAUUUCACUUAUUGAUUACGACCCUUAUUUGCAACCAGCCAUGGAAUAUGUAUUCGGUAACGUGUUUGUUUGCAAAGACAUAAAUGUGGCCAAACGGAUCACUUUUGACCCUCGCAUAAGAAAGCGUUGUGUUACAUUGGAUGGAGAUAUCACUGAUCCGUCGGGUACAUUGAGUGGAGGCGCCCGCCGUCGUGGCGGUUCAUUGUUACUUCUUUUAAAAGAAAUUCAAGAAUGUGAGAGAGAAUUAUUUGAACGAGAACAAGAACUCAACACGGUUGAGACGAAUUAUCGUUAUAUGGCAAAAUUUGAAGAACAAUUCAUGUCCGUCAAGAACGUACUAGAAUUAAGAUUACACGAAGUAAAUCUGUUGGAAGAGAGAGUUAUGAAUUCAACAUAUCAUAGACAGCAACAAGAAUAUGAGAAUCUCAAAAAGCAAAUUGAUGAGCUCAAAAUAAAGACGAAAGAAUGCAAAGAAGCAGAAGAGAUUGCUAAUAAAAAGGCUAAAGAACUGGAAGCCAAAAUGAAAGACUCAACAGGUUGUAGGGAUAGGAUGCUUAAAGAAGCUGAAGCGGAAAUGAAAGCGUUAAAGACUAAAGCAGAGAUUAGUUCAAACAAAUGGAAGCAACGGGAAGUAGAUUAUGAGACUUUGAAUUUAGAUAUCGGCGAGUUGGAAAAAUCUGUUGAAAGUAGUAAAGAACAAAUACAAAUUACAGAGGAGAACAUAAAAACUCUAACACAGAAACAUGAGGAAGAAAUUGAAAAUUUUAAUAAAAUAAAGGAGACUAUGAAGGAAUUGAAAAAUGAGCUAGAAAAAGGUGCAAAGAUUUUAGCUGAACAAAACAAACAAAUGCAACAUAAAGUUAAACAAAAAGAGAAAUUAGCGGCUAAGGCGCAAGAAAUGAAACUUGAGGCUAAAAAGUAUGAAAUAGAAAUCACAAAAUUAGAAAAAGAAAAAGUUAUGUUAACAGAGAAGCAACAUGAACUCUCGAAACAAAUUAAAGACAAUUCCAGGUUUAGAAAGGAAGCUGAGGGAAUGAGUGAUCAUGAAGGAAGGGAGCUGGAACGGAGGAUAAAACAUGCACAAGAAAGGAAACAAAAAUUAAUGCGUACUAUCAACGCGAAAGCACAGGCAUUAUUUGAUCAUGAAGAGAAAAAAUACAAUGAUUUAAAACGGAAAUAUUCCAUCGUUGAAACGGACAAAAAAAAGUUGUUAACUGUACUCAAGGAUCUUGACGAGAAAAAGAAGCAGUCACUUCGACUAGCACAUGAACAGGUUUCAAGAGAUUUUGGCUCUAUUUUCAGCAUCUUGCUACCUGGCGCAAAUGCAAAACUCGUAGCGCCGCAGGGUAAAACCAUAUUACAAGGUAUGGAAAUUAAAGUGUCACUUGGUGAUGUAUGGAAAGAAAGUUUAACUGAAUUGAGCGGAGGUCAACGAUCGUUAGCUGCUUUAUCUCUUAUUCUGGCGAUGUUGCUGUUUAAGCCCGCUCCUUUGUAUAUUUUGGACGAAGUGGAUGCUGCUUUAGAUCUGUCUCACACACAAAAUAUUGGCAAAAUGUUGAAAUCACACUUCAACAAAUCCCAGUUUAUUAUUGUGUCCUUAAAAGAUGGGAUGUUCAACAAUGCCAAUGUUCUUUUUCGUACUAGAUUUAUGGAAGGAGUUUCUUCUAUUAGUAGAACAGCUAAUAAAACUAUUAAAUGAGUGCCUUUGUUUAUAUUUUUUUAUAAAAUACAUUUUAAUAAAAUAUUGUUUUACUUCA
Aethina tumida (small hive beetle) is the source of this 3656-nucleotide messenger RNA. RefSeq names its product structural maintenance of chromosomes protein 2 (gene SMC2). Gene Ontology annotation, cellular component: chromosome. Gene Ontology annotation, molecular function: protein binding; ATP binding; ATP hydrolysis activity. NCBI's taxonomy places the organism in Eukaryota, Metazoa, Arthropoda, Insecta, Coleoptera, Nitidulidae. The transcript has 13 exons. Gene Ontology annotation, biological process: chromosome organization. The record is from RefSeq and is a predicted model, not a curated record. The coding region runs from base 83 to 3598 and encodes 1171 amino acids.